This is a messenger RNA of Lactuca saligna, 1077 nucleotides long. Lineage: Eukaryota; Viridiplantae; Streptophyta; Magnoliopsida; Asterales; Asteraceae. The record is from the annotation of a GenBank genome assembly.
AUGACGGAUCCCGGUAUCAUACUGUUUGGGAAAAAGAUCGGGUCUUUGGAAACCCCCAAGAUUUCCGAUUCUCCCCACUUCGCCGUCGCUAAUAGUGGUGAUAAUGGUUUUCCGACGGACGACAGUCCCAAAACUCCUUCUAUCGAUGAAGACGAUUCGCCGGAGAAACACCAAACCACCGGAGGUCUAAAGAAGCCUGACAAGAUUCUCCCUUGUCCUCGAUGCGAAAGCAUGAACACGAAGUUUUGUUAUUACAACAACUCGAACGUUAACCAGCCACGCCAUUUUUGCAAGAGUUGUCAGAGGUACUGGACUGCCGGAGGCACGAUGAGGAAUAUGCCGGUCGGAGCAGGUCGCCGGAAGAAAAAGAACACUUCAUCGGAUUGUCGUUUUAUUAUCUCUCACGAAGCUUUUGAUGUGGGGCCUCAGAUUGAAUUCGCUGCUGAGAAUUCCGACGGAGUUUACAAUACUUCACGUCAACCAAAAGUUCUUUCCUUUACUCCGAAUUCGCCGAUAUGUAGAGGGAAAGAAAGCGGAGACGAUUGUUCUAGUGGAACAACCACCGUCGUUUCUUCCAAUUCCGUUGUUGAGAAACCACAGGAGAAUAACGGGUUCCAUUCUCAAGUUCAUUGGAUUCCAGGGACUCCAUGGUCGUAUAAUCCAUGGGUUCCAAUGCAGAUUCCGACGGGAUACCCUCCGAUUCCAUUCUACCCUCCGCCGUACUGGAAUUCCGUUUCCUGGUUACCUCCGGCGACCUCUGCUCCAAACUAUUCAAUCCUAGGAAAACAUUCAUCAGAUCGGGAAUCAAUUAACCCAAUCGAGGAACCGAAGAAACAGAAGAAUUCGAUUCUAAUCCCGAAAACGCUUAGAAUCGAUGAUCCCGAUGAAGCUGCGAAGAGUUCUAUAUGGGCAACACUCGGAAUCAAGAACGAAAACUGUAGCAGACGAGAUCUCUUCAAAGGGUUUCAAGCAAAAGGAAAUGAAAAGAAGAAACAACCGAUCACAGAACCUUCGUUAUUAUUACAAGCAAAUCCUGCUGCGUUUUCAAGAUCGCUUUACUUUCAGGAAAGAGCCUAA